AGAUAUAAAAUAACCGUCUUAAGACAAAUGCUUUUGUGAAACAUCUUAUGUUCCUAGGACUUUUGCGCAGUACUAUGUUGACAUAUCAAACGAAACAAAAUGGAGACUUCUCAGAUUCGCCAGAACUACGACCGUGACUGCGAGGAUUUGAUCAACAAGAUGAUGAACUUGGAGCUUUAUGCUUCCUACACCUACACUUCAAUGGCUUACUAUUUCAAACGGGAUGAUGUCGCCCUUCAUGGUUUUGCCAAGUUCUUCAAGGAAAACAGCGAGGAAGAGCGCGAGCAUGCAGAGAAAUUUAUGGAGUUCCAGAACAAGAGGGGUGGACGCAUUGCUCUUCAGGACAUAAAGAAACCUGAGCGUGAUGCAUGGGGUAAUGGUCUGAUUGCUAUGCAGUGCGCUCUGCAGCUGGAGAAGAAAGUCAACCAGGCACUGCUGUAUCUGCAUAAGGUUGCCUCUGAGAAGCAUGACCCUCAUCUGUGUGAAUUCCUGGAGACUCACUACCUGAAUGAGCAGGGUGAAGCCAUCAAGAAGCUUGGUGAUCAUAUCACUAACCUGUCCACGAUGGAUGCUGGCAACAACAGGAUGGCGGAGUACUUGUUUGAUAAGCACACCCUGGAUAGACAGAGCUAAA
Molecule: messenger RNA, 634 nt
Organism: Myxocyprinus asiaticus (Chinese sucker)
Lineage: Eukaryota; Metazoa; Chordata; Actinopteri; Cypriniformes; Catostomidae
Product: ferritin, middle subunit-like
Exons: 4
Coding region: 100-633 (177 amino acids)
Biological process (GO): iron ion transport; intracellular iron ion homeostasis
Cellular component (GO): cytoplasm
Molecular function (GO): ferric iron binding; ferrous iron binding
Source: RefSeq, a predicted model, not a curated record